Brachypodium distachyon (stiff brome) is the source of this 1239-nucleotide messenger RNA. RefSeq names its product transmembrane protein 56. The transcript is spliced from 9 exons. NCBI's taxonomy places the organism in Eukaryota, Viridiplantae, Streptophyta, Magnoliopsida, Poales, Poaceae. The coding region runs from base 233 to 1033 and encodes 266 amino acids. The record is from RefSeq and is a predicted model, not a curated record. Gene Ontology annotation, biological process: lipid homeostasis. Gene Ontology annotation, cellular component: endoplasmic reticulum; membrane.
UUCUUCUUGCUGAACUUUCUCUCCGCUUUCCUUUGCUUCUGGCACUUUCUCCUCCUACGCUUCCCAUUCUCCAAUCCCAGCAAAGCAAGGGCUCGGACAAAAGCAAGAGGAGGAGCGAGAGAUUCUGAUUCACCAGCCUCCAAUCCAGUCCAGUUGCUUCUGCCCCAGUCCAACCCGAGGUUCGGAGCGACCUCAAGAACACCCUCUUCCUGCGACCUCGCCGCGCGCAGUUAUGGCAGCUGAAGCCUAUAAGUACAAAGCAGAGCUACUUGUCAAGGACUACCUGCUACCAGAUUCCUAUGUUCCAUAUGCUGCUGUGCUCGGAGGAAUCCUGAUGUGCAAGUUGGCCUAUGAUUUCACACGCUUUAUCAGUUCGUUUCACUACAAAGGUUAUGCCUCUCUUUCGAAGAUGCAAAAGAUUGAAUGGAACAACAGGGGCAUGUCCACUGUGCAUGCAAUAUUCAUUACGGUAAUGUCCGUAUACCUAGUCUUCUUCUCGGGUUUAUUCUCUGAUCAGCUGGAUGGACCAGUAACAUUUAGAAGUUCAAGCCUCUCCAAUUUUACGUUAGGGGUCUCUAUUGGGUAUUUCAUUACAGACAUUGCCAUGAUAUAUUGGCUUUACCCUUCCCUCGGUGGAAUGGAGUAUGUUAUCCACCACAUGCUGUCACUUACUUCUGCAGUGUACGCUAUGCUUUUUGGGGAAGCACAGGUAUACAUAUACAUGGCUCUCAUCUCGGAGACUACCACACCGGGAAUCAACCUAAGAUGGUUCCUUGAUAUUGCUGGAAUGAAGAACUCGAAAGCUUACCUUGUUAACGGAGUCGCAAUGGUUGUUACUUGGCUGGUUGCAAGGAUAAUUCUGUUCAUGUACUUGUUUUAUCACAUGUUUGUACAUUAUGAUCAGAUUAAGCAGAUGGAUACCUUUGGUUAUGUUCUGGUAUUUACUGCACCCACCGUACUAUUCGUGAUGAAUAUGGCUUGGUUUUCUAAGAUCUUAAGAGGUCUCAAGAAAACAAUGGCCAAGAGGCAUUGAGUAGUGGAAUGUGUAUUCACGGCUUUAAUGUAUAGCCACCAUCUGUAUAUUCACUUACAUCUCUGUAUAGCUUCUGUGUAGUCACCACUGCAACUCAUCCUGGUAAUUUCAGCUUGGCUGUUAAGUUCUAGAUUUAUGUUUGACUACCCAGCUUUUUUAUGGAUGCUAUAUUGAUCUGUAUAUAUGUUUGAUUAGGGUUGCGUCUA